UUUUUUGCUAACAACUUCAAUACAGCCAGAGAAAAGCAAUUCAAGUGAAUUUGAACUGAAAUCGGAAUUGGCAAAUUUUGUGCAAGAAGAAAAAGAUUUACACUUAGCGAUUCGUGAGGAACCAAGUGAAGUUUUGAAUUAAAGAAAAAACAGCCCCAUUCCAUUUGGAAAACGUGUCUCAGUGCCCUGAAAGUGUUAAUGCGGUAAAGUCGUGGCGUUUAGUGCGUUUGAAGAAGAAUUUAAUGAGCGUUUCGUGAAUGAGUGAAUGAAGUGAUUUGUUGGGAAAAUUGAAAGUGAUUGCAUUUUGUGUUCGAAAGAAACGUAUUCCAUUGUUGUGCAAGAAACUUAUAUAACGGUACAAAACAGUUAUACAUUUUUUUAUGCAAAGUGAAAAAAUAAGUGAACAUAAGCGAGAGAGAGAGAGAGAGAGAGAGGACUAAAAGACUGUAAACCAGCAACAAGUGAGUUAAAUAAGCCUGAAUAUACGAAAUCAAGCAACAACGAAAACCAUAUUUUAAAUAAAACGCGCCUAAGGAAUCCCAAGAAGUGCCAUUUAGAAUUGUAUGCGGACAUAUGAAAUAAAGCGCAGAUUUGAGACCAAAGAAAGCAUCCGCACAUACAAAUUGAGCGAAGGAAACGGAAAUGCUAAUUAGCUGAAAAUUCUUUUUUACAUUAAAGAGGAAGUAGCAGACAAUAAAACUGAGAGAAAGAGCAUUCGAUUAAUAUUUAUUUAUUUAUAACAAAUAACCGAACUCAAUUGGAAAAUUAGCAUUGAGUUACAGGCACUCGCACUCAAGUAUAAGAAAAGUGACAAAUACAUACACAUACAUACACACAUAUGUAUAUAGACGCACGCACUGCACCGAUGAAAAUUCAAUUCCUAGAAAUUGAUCGCUUAAGCCAAGUAGCAGUUUUUGCAGUAAUUGAAUUGCAAUAAAGUAAAACGAGACGGCGAGUAACUUUCGAACGGGUCGGACUUACCAUAAAAUUAGAAUUUAGUAUUUCAUACCUAUUCAACGAAAUUCAUACAAAUCACGAAUUUAUUAUAUCUUUGUAUGAAUCAACUACAAUCAAUUAGAGAGUAAAAAUGGCAGAUAAAUAUACAAAAACAACGACCUCUAGCAGCGUGUUAGAUGGAAAGAACGACAGAAAAAACGCCACACUAACGCCAGCGUCGUCCCAGUUGCCCAAUGGCGUCGCUGGUUGUGGCGUUAAUCCCAAAAAUGUGCAAAUCCUUACGAAGCUGGCCAAUAGUUUGAGUGAAAGCUACCAACUGGUCAAGCAACGUCAACAGAAAUACAAAGAAUUGAGCUCCAAAAUGGGUGGCAUCGAUGCGCCACAGCUCAUAAGCUAUACCCAAGACUGUGAUGAUCCUGGCGCUGGUGAGUGGCAGGAAGUCAAGAACAAACUGAAACGCAAGAAAAAGCUUUCUGCCUCGCUCACAUCCGUCAACGACUCGGUCAACCAGGAGAAGCGCACACGCAUCGAAGGCAUUCAGCUUAAUUGUCGCGGCAAAUUGCACAUCAGCGAACUGCCCAAGCUAGUGCCGCAAUCGGCCACACAAAGCUAUGUCAGUGUGGGCGUGGCACAACGCGCCGAGCGCUGGGGUGGCACCAAAUCGAAUACUUCACACAAUUCCGCCACCGCAGCGCCUAAUAAACAAAUGCAUGCGAACGUUGUAGUGCCAACAGCGGCGGGUGCAGUCACAGCCACAGGCGCCACUGCAGCAGCGCCACCACCGCGCCUCAAACGCAAACUGCAGGAAAAUGUGCAGACCAUACAAAAGCUGAAUGCGCUCACAGAACAGCUUAGGCUGGAAAUCAAUGAACUGAAGUCCAGCUUGACAACCGAAAGGGGCGCUGUGCGUGUAUUGCGCGCACAAAAUGAGUCGGAGACACGAAAAUGGAAAAAUGAAGUAAAGAGACUACAAAAUGCCGUGGAGCUUACGAAGAAGAACAACACAACGCCGCUGGUUGGUGCCAAGAAGCCGCCAACAGAAGUUAGCGCUGAGAACCUGCCAAAUGCGGCCACAGCUGGCAAUGUAACCAAUUACGAAGUACAAAGACUGACAAAUGAAGUUUUAGCGCUGAAGGAGGCGAAUAGAGCUUUAGAAGAGCGAAAAAUGAUCAAUUGCGAUGCUGAUAGACGUAAAGCAGCUGAUAUGCGCACAUUGAGAGAUACCUAUGAAAUCCGAUUGACUCAAUUAACUAAAUCUGCCAAAACUGAAAUUUCACGUCUGCUGGAGGAAAUAAAAACCAAAGAACGUAAUAUUGGGCAACUUAAAAAGGAAUUACAAACACUUCAAAUUCGGCCACAAGGCCAAGCCGAAGUGAAAAGCAGAAAUGCAACGACAAAUCAACAAACGACGAAUAAAACGACGAAACCAAAGAAGAAUAAUAAUAACAAUAAGUCAAAACCAAAUACAACAAACAAUAGGUCGAACGAAACAAAUGCUUCCACCUCCGUUUUGGCUAAAAAGACGGAGGAUAGCAGGACUACAACAGGUGGAGAGGCUCAACAUCCAAAUGAGGUAAGGGGAAAUUACUUAUAA
Molecule: messenger RNA, 2551 nt
Organism: Anastrepha obliqua
Lineage: Eukaryota; Metazoa; Arthropoda; Insecta; Diptera; Tephritidae
Product: janus kinase and microtubule-interacting protein 2-like
Exons: 5
Coding region: 1088-2551 (487 amino acids)
Source: RefSeq, a predicted model, not a curated record